Molecule: messenger RNA, 1782 nt
Organism: Arabis nemorensis
Lineage: Eukaryota; Viridiplantae; Streptophyta; Magnoliopsida; Brassicales; Brassicaceae
Source: the annotation of a GenBank genome assembly
AUGCUUAGAGGCAUCUUCCACAUUUGCCUCUUGGCAUCAUUUCUUCUCCUAUCAUUCUCCUCCGCCGUAUCCGACGGUGGCUUCACUGCCGGAGCCAGUGCUCCCUCUCCGUGGGACCACAAUGUUGCCCGACCACCCGAAACCGCAUCUUCCCCAUCCGCGACCACGAGUCCUCCUACCGCCUCACCACCAUCUCCCGGCCCGGCGGUUGCACCAUCUCCAAUCAACAACGGCUCUGUCUCCGGCGACAUGACAUGGUGGUGCAACAAGACUCCACACUCCGAGACAUGCAAUUACUACUUCCGACAGAGCCCGCACAACAAAUUUAACAGACCACCAAGGUUCCGGUCCGACUUCUUACGCAUGCUGGUAAAGAUAGCACUUGACCAAGCCGUAAUCACACAUGCUCAAACCGUAAAGUUCGGUCCAAGCUGCACCAACAACCAAAGGAAAGCCGCUUGGUCAGACUGCGUAAAACUCUUUGAAAACACGGUGGCUCAGUUGAACCGGACGCUCAAGGGACUUAACCCCGCGGCUUCGGAUGAUGUCAAGUGUACGGACUUCGACGCACAAACGUGGCUCAGCACGGCUCAGACCAACAUCGAAACGUGCAGGUCCGGCUCAGAGGAUCUUAACGUCUCGGACUUCGUCUUGCCGGCGAUCUCCAACAAGAACUUGUCGGAUUUGAUUGGAAACUGCUUGGCCGUCAAUGGAGUUCUCAUGAAGCAACAUAAUCAUAGUACUGCUAACCACAAAGAAUACUUCCCAAGCUGGGUCUCAAGACACGAGAGACGAUUACUCAUAUCGGCCUCUUUAGCGAAAUCAAGAGCCCACCUAGUGGUGGCACAGGACAGGUACUCCGGCCAUUUCCGGUCGAUCCAAGCCGCAAUAAACUUCGCUGCAAGACGGAGAAUCAAGUCAAGAUUUGUUAUAUAUGUGAAGAAAGGUGUUUACAGAGAGAAUAUUGAUGUCGGAAACGAUAACCACAACAUUAUGCUCGUUGGUGAUGGCGAAAGAAAAACAAUCAUCACCAGUGGCCGAAGCGUCCAGAAUGGCUACACCACCUAUAACUCUGCAACCGGCGGCUUUGGAGGACAACGGUUUGUAGCAAAGGACAUGACAUUCAUCAACACGGCAGGGCCAUUACGCGGCCAAGCAGUGGCGGUUCGAUCAUCCUCUGACCUCUCUGUUUUCUACCGUGUUGGUAUCCAUGGAUUCCAAGACACGCUCUACAUUCAUUCACAACGUCAGUUCUUUAGAGAAUGUUACAUAUCAGGCACCAUAGACUUCAUCUUCGGAAAUGCAGCUGUCGUGUUUCAGAACUGCAUGAUUCUUGUCCGAAAACCUCUCCGUGGCCAAGCCAACGUUAUAACCGCACAAGGUCGUGGUGACCCUUUUCAGAACACAGGCAUAACCAUCCAUAGCUCCAGGAUUAUCGCCGCUUAUGAUUUGAAGCCUGUGAUUCGAGCUUACAAGACCUAUUUAGGUCGACCGUGGCAAGCGUAUUCGCGUGUCACGAUCAUGAAGACCUACAUAGACAAUUCAAUCAGCCCUUUGGGAUGGUCUCCUUGGUUAAGAGGAUCCAAUUUCGCUCUCAAUACAGUUUUCUAUGGAGAGUAUAAAAAUUUUGGACCGGGAUCUUCCACGAGGUGGCGGGUCCGAUGGAAAGGAUUCCACGCAAUAACCAGUGCCACGGUUGCUUCCCGGUUUACUGUGGGAAGCCUUAUCGCCGGCAGUUCAUGGUUGCCUUCCACUGGCGUGCCGUUCAAGACAGGGUUGUGA